GCGCUGCCGGCGCAGCCCUCUUGGCUCGGUCGCCCUGCUGCGGCUCAGGGUGAGGAGGCCUUCCCCUGGUAAACCCGGGGAUGCGGGACCCAGUGCCAGGUGGCUCGCCUGCUGCAGCUGGCACCUUCCCGCUCCUCGCCUACAGGGCCUCUGGGUUAGGGCUGCCCCCAAAGGAGCGGCUGCGGGGCUGCCGCUCGCCCUCCUCGCUCUCUCCCGAGCUGCGCGGGUCCGUGACCGUCCCCUCUCGCUUCUGGUUCAGGUGCGGGAUGGCACUUCCCCGUCUGCUGCCCAGGGCUCUGCUGCCGCUGGCCCGGCCGGGCUGCGGGCGGGCUCUGCACCGGGCGGGCUCUGCCUCGGCCGCUCCAGACUUCAACAGCUUUGUGGCUCGGACCAACACCUGCGGAGAGCUGCGCUCUGCUCACGUGGGACAAGAGGUCACACUGUAUGGGUGGAUUCAGUACCAGAGACAAGGCCUGUUUCUGGUUUUGAGAGACUUCCAGGGACUGACCCAGAUCAUCAUUCCACAGGAUGAGGCACAUUCUCACCUGAAGGAGCUCUUAUCUAACGCCCCAGUGGAGUCUGUUGUUCGAGUCACUGGAGUUGUGUCCCCUCGACCCCCAGGGCAGGAGAAUCCGAAAAUGCCAACAGGAGAUAUUGAGGUGAAGGCAGAGACUGCAGAGAUCUUAAAUUCCUGCAAGAAGCUACCUUUUGAAAUCAAGGAUUUUAUCAAGAAAUCAGAGGCCUUACGGAUGCAGUAUCGCUACUUGGACUUGCGCAGCUUCCAGCUGCAGUAUAACCUGCGGCUGAGGUCACGGGUAGUGAUGAGGAUGAGGGAGUACCUGUGUAACCUCCACGGCUUCGUGGAUGUAGAAACUCCAACACUCUUUAAGAGAACCCCUGGGGGAGCAAAGGAAUUCCUUGUGCCAUCAAGAGAAGCAGGCAAGUUCUACUGUCUGCCACAGAGCCCCCAGCAGUUCAAGCAGCUCCUCAUGGUUGGAGGCCUGGAUAGGUACUUCCAGGUUGCUCGCUGCUACCGAGACGAAGGCUCGCGGCCCGACAGGCAGCCUGAAUUCACCCAGAUAGACAUAGAGAUGUCCUUUGUAGAUCAAGCUGGCAUCCAGAGACUGAUAGAAGGCCUCCUGCAGUAUUCCUGGCCUGAGGAAAGAGGGUCCAUUACAACUCCUUUUCCUUCCAUGACUUACAAAGAGGCAUUGGAUGACUAUGGGACAGAUAAACCAGACACUCGCUUUGGGAUGAAGGUGAAGAUCGUGGAUAUCAGUGAUUUUUUACGAAGAUCAGACAUCCAGUUUGUGCAGAACGCACUCAGCUCCCCACGUGGCACUGUCAGAGCCAUUCGUAUCCCUCAGGGAGCAAGAUACCUUAAAAAGAAAGACUUGGAGUCAUUAAAGGAGUCUGCAAAAUCCCAGUUCGACCAGGAAAUCAUGGACGUUAUCUGCAGGCCUGAUGGAAGCUUGAAAUCUCUGCUUACGAAGUUUCUUGGUGAGAAGCAGCAGUCAGAGCUUAUCCAGGGGCUGAACAUAGAGGUGGAUGAUGUGGUUUUGCUGACAGCUGGGGAACACGAGCAAGUGUGCUCUGCCUUAGGAAGCCUGCGGCUGAAGAGCGCUGACCUCCUCGAGGCGGCUGGGCUGGCGCUCCGUGAUCCUGCAGCAUUGCACUUUCUCUGGGUGGUGGAUUUCCCCCUCUUCCUCCCAAAGGAAGACAACCCCAUGGAACUGGAAUCUGCUCAUCACCCCUUUACUGCCCCUCAUCCUUCAGAUGCCAGCCUCCUCUAUUCUGAUCCCACGAAGGUCCGUAGCCAGCAUUAUGACCUUGUGCUGAAUGGCAGUGAAGUUGGAGGUGGCUCCAUCAGAAUUCACAGUGCAGAGCAGCAGCGUUUUGUACUGGAGAAAGUGCUGAAGGAGGAUUCUGAGGUGCUUUCCCAUCUACUUCAGGCUCUGGAGUCUGGAGCUCCACCUCAUGGAGGAAUUGCAUUAGGACUCGACAGGCUGAUCUCUGUCAUCGUUGAUGCUCCAAGUAUCAGAGAUGUCAUUGCUUUUCCUAAGUCCUUCAGGGGACGAGACCUGAUGGGCAAUGCUCCAGACUACGUCACUCCAGAGGAACUAGAGCCCUAUCACAUCCAGGUUUCCUGGCCUCUUGUGGAAAAAGAGGCAGAGAAAAGCUGACUUAAAGCCAGUGAUGUAAGCUGAUCUCUUUAACCAGAGGCGCUUACAGCUUUUGAGUGCUAGAAUUCAGUUUAGAAAACGUCAGCUAUUAUGGGAGGGUGGAGAGCAGAACCACUCUGCUGCACUCUGUUAGUUCCAGGACUGAAUGGGCUCCUUGAUAAGAAUUCACUUUUGGAUUGAUAAUGGAAAAAAGUAGGAGAGCAAAAGAAAAAAAACAUGGUUUUGGCAUGGGAUAUUGAGACUGUUUGCUUUGGGGUGUCACACUUGAGGGAAGAUGGAGUCUGUUGGUUUUUUCCACUCCCCACUCUUUAUAUGUCCCCUGUAAAGUAUUUUUCCUCCUGUGUGGAGGAGCUUGUGUCACCUUCACUGUCAGGAUGGUUUGUAUUCCUGAUGAUCACUGAUGUUAGCUGAAGACUUAGAACUGAACAGCGCUGUACUGGGCCAAGAGCUUUGGACAUCUCACAGCAGAACUUCAGUGCAGCCAGCAGUUUGUCUCCACAUCAUUCCCAACUUGCCACGGGAGGGUCACAUCCAGCUGUGCUUUCUCUUCAAGGGAGAGAGAAGUGUCCAUAACAUCUGCAAUGCUGUCCUCGUGACGCUCAGGGAGGAGGAGAUGAUCUCUGUUUUGGGCCUGUGGUCCUGGUGCUUUUCAGCAUACUAACUCUCGAGUGUGUGUGUUUGUAAAUAAAGCUUCUCUGGCAA
Molecule: messenger RNA, 2885 nt
Organism: Pogoniulus pusillus (Red-fronted tinkerbird)
Lineage: Eukaryota; Metazoa; Chordata; Aves; Piciformes; Lybiidae
Gene: DARS2
Product: aspartyl-tRNA synthetase 2, mitochondrial
Exons: 17
Coding region: 81-2183 (700 amino acids)
Biological process (GO): aspartyl-tRNA aminoacylation
Cellular component (GO): cytoplasm
Molecular function (GO): aspartate-tRNA ligase activity; nucleic acid binding; ATP binding
Source: RefSeq, a predicted model, not a curated record